GUACAAUAGACACUUCCUUCCAAGGAGAUGUCGAUUCCAUUCUCCAACACCCAUUACCGAAUUCCACAAGGAUUUGGGAAUCUUCUUGAAGGUCUGACACGCGAGAUUCUGAGAGAGCAACCGGACAAUAUACCAGCUUUUGCAGCAGCGUAUUUUGAGAACCUUCUAGAGAAAAGAGAGAAAACCAACUUUGAUCCAGCAGAAUGGGGUACUAAGGUAGAUGACCACUUCUAUAACAACCAUGCAUUCAAGGAACAAGAACCACCUGAAAAAGAUGUGCCUGAAAAAGAAAAAUCUCAGGAAUCUAUGAAAGAGGAAGAGACACCAACCACAGCCUUAGAUUCUUCUGGGGAAGAUAAGGAAAUGGAGCUUGCUGCUAUCAAAAUACAAACAGUCUUCCGGGGACACUUAGCCAGAGAGGAGGUGAAGAAGAUGAAAUCACCUGAAGAUGAAACAGAAGUAAAAGAGGGAACAGUGUGA
Molecule: messenger RNA, 480 nt
Organism: Chrysochloris asiatica (Cape golden mole)
Lineage: Eukaryota; Metazoa; Chordata; Mammalia; Afrosoricida; Chrysochloridae
Gene: SPA17
Product: sperm autoantigenic protein 17
Exons: 4
Coding region: 28-480 (150 amino acids)
Biological process (GO): binding of sperm to zona pellucida
Cellular component (GO): cytoplasm; sperm principal piece; sperm fibrous sheath
Molecular function (GO): calmodulin binding
Source: RefSeq, a predicted model, not a curated record